Messenger RNA from Boleophthalmus pectinirostris (great blue-spotted mudskipper), 6629 nucleotides. RefSeq names its product inactive ubiquitin carboxyl-terminal hydrolase 54-like. The coding region runs from base 537 to 5018 and encodes 1493 amino acids. Gene Ontology annotation, biological process: protein deubiquitination. The record is from RefSeq and is a predicted model, not a curated record. Gene Ontology annotation, molecular function: cysteine-type deubiquitinase activity. The transcript is spliced from 22 exons. NCBI's taxonomy places the organism in Eukaryota, Metazoa, Chordata, Actinopteri, Gobiiformes, Gobiidae.
UGGGAGACUGCUGCGGAGCUGGAGGAAGUAGAGAGGGAGAGACAGAGGAGGAGAAGAGGAGAGGUGCAGCGUGGAGCCUUCAUCACUCCAUUCUGCGAGGAGGAGGAGGAGGAGUAGACGCAGGAUUUGAACGCAGCUGCUGUACUGUCAAGAUCUGGCGCUGUGACCUUUGAACCCUUGUUUCUGCCCCUCUGUGCCGCUGCUCCCGAAACGAAGGCGAACUGGACACACAGACAUCUCAUUAGCACGUGUCACCUUGUCCGCAGAGGUCAGAGGUCAACUCAUAUUUAGCCCACAAAGUCAACGGCGGGAUUAUAACUGCAAGGAGAUUUAAGUAGUCGAGAAGAGAUUUGACAAGUUUGUUGGAAUGUAUUUUGCUUCUGGUUCCAGAGCUUUGUGAAGAUUUUUUUUUUUUCGGUCUUUCAGUCUAUAAUAUUUCACUAUCCUCUUUACGCUUGGUGGAAAUGGGCCUAUCUUUUAUCAGACCCGAACGGACUUUAGUAAGCUAAUCCCAAGACGAAAACGAGGAAGGCGCUAUGUCGUGGAAGAGGAACUACUUUGCUUCAGGCAGUGGCGGCGGAGGAGGAGGAGGGAGCAGUGCGGUCGGAGCAGGACUGAGCACCGGCGGAGGGAUGCAGGAAAUUUUGACUCCGAGAACCAUGACGUCCAUCGCCCCGAGCAAAGGCCUGAGCAACGAGCCGGGCCAGAACAGCUGCUUCCUGAACAGUGCUCUGCAGGUCUUGUGGCACUUGGACAUUUUCCGCCGCAGCUUUCGCCAGUUAUCCUCUCACAAAUGCAUGGAGGACUCGUGCAUCUUCUGCGCUCUGAAGAGUAUCUUCGCUCAGUUUCAGUACAGCAGUGAGAAAGUUCUCCCUUCAGAUGCCCUCCGAAGUGCCCUCGCCAAAACCUUUCAGGAUGAGCAGAGGUUUCAGCUCGGGAUCAUGGACGACGCUGCAGAAUGCUUUGAAAAUAUCUUGAUGAGAAUUCACUUCCACAUCGCAGACGAAAGUAAGGAGGACAUCUGCACAGCCAGACAUUGCAUCCCUCAUCAGAAGUUUGCCAUGACACUGUUUGAGCAGUGUGUGUGCAGCAACUGUGGAGCCUCCUCAGAUCCGCUUCCCUUUAUCCAAAUGGUCCACUACAUCUCCACCACGUCCCUCUGUAACCAAGCAGUGAAGAUGUUGGAAUCCAGAGAGAAAGCCACUCCCAGUAUGUUUGGAGAGCUGCUCAGAAAUGCCAGCAUGGGAGACCUCCGCAACUGUCCUAGUCAGUGUGGACAGCAGCUCCGUAUGGCUCGUGUCCUCCUCAACAGUCCAGAGAUCAUCACCAUUGGUCUGGUGUGGGACUCUGACCACUCAGACCUGGCUGAAGAUGUCAUACACACCCUGGGGACAUGUCUACGUCUGGGAGAUUUGUUUUACAGAGUGACAGAGGAGAAGGCUCGGCAGUCAGAGCUCUACCUGGUGGGCAUGGUGUGUUACUACGGGAAACACUACUCCACGUUCUUCUUCCAAACCAAGAUUCGGAGAUGGAUGUACUUUGAUGACGCACAUGUUAAAGAGAUUGGUCCGAAGUGGAAGGACGUUGUAUCGCGUUGCAUUAAGGGCCACUACCAGCCUCUCCUCCUGCUGUACGCUGACCCCCGGGGGACCCCAGUAUCUGCCCAGGAAGUCCCCUCACGCCACGAGCUCCACUCCUUCACCAAGUCCUGCUACGACAGCGAAGACUCUGGCCGAGAGCCUUCCAUCUCCAGUGACACUCGCACAGACUCUUCCACUGAGAGCUACACGUACAGACAGCCCUCCCACUCGCACCAUGAGUCCUUGGCCAGUCACUACUCCUCAGACUCCCAGGGAACAGUCAUCUGCACUGAGCGCUCUUCCUUCGGCAGUUUGGACACCAUAGGCCACGUGACGGACGGCGAGCAGCAGCACUCUCUGAAGAAGGGAGACGGCGAAAAGAGGCGGAGCUCUAUCCGCCCGUGGCGAUCUAAACCUGACCACGAAGCUUCUCUGGCCGGUUACCACAGUGAGGGAGAGACUCUGAAGGAGCAGCAAGUCCCCCGCCCUCGCCUCAAACCCACCUCGUCCUUCUCAUACUCCAGCAGUCGCCUGAGAGAUUUUAAAGAAACAAUGAGCAACAUCAUCCAUAACCGCUCUCUCUCCUCCUCCUCUUCUUCUUCUCUACCUGCUGCCGCCAUUUCAACCGAAACACACACAUCCACCAACAGCCACCUCCCCUCUGGCAAACCUGCCCCCUCCCCCUCCUCCACGGGACAGGACUGGGAAGCAGACAGCACCAGCAGUGAGUCCAAGUCCAGCUGCUCCGGGGGGACUGGCAGAUACAGGCCCCCGUGGAAACCCAAGAGAGAGGCCCUGAAUAUAGACAGCAUCUUCACUCGACGUAGACAGGCUGGGUACAGUCCUCUGGCACCCUCUGUGUCCGAAGACUCUGGAGCUGCUACAUCAGAGGAACAAGCACAAGAACAAGGCUCAUCCAGGACUCUACCCAACAUCAGUGGGCACAGGGGAGGGAGUGCAGACCUGCCCCCUCCUCCUCCUCCCCCCAGGCUUAUCCAGCGCAUGGAGAGUGGCUAUGAGAGCAGUGAGAGGAACAGUAACAGUCCCGUGAGCCUGGACCUCAACCCAGGAGACAGGGAAAGUAGCACAAAGAAGCCUCCGUCCUCCUGUUCCUCAUCUGGACCCUCGUGGAAGAACGCUCGGUCAAAGAGCAGUGGGGCGCUCCUGCAGGAUAUCAAUUCUUCUAACAGGACAGCGCCCUCCUCCGGCCGUAGUGAGCUGGAUGAGCUGCAGGACGAGGUGUUGAGAAGAGCCAGAGAGGAGGAGCAGCAGAGGCGUCAGGAGAAGGAGAAGGAGGCCGCUCUGGGCUUUAACCCCAGGCCCAGCAAGUACCUGGACCUGGACCAGCUGCAGAUUCAGGGUAAAGGAGACCGCUUUGAAAGGUGUGUUUCUGAAGCUGAGCUCCUGUUGGACCAGUCUGUGUGUCUGGAGCAGGCAGGAGAAGUGGCAGCUGCUCUUACUGCAGUAAAUGAAGCUGUGUCCAAACUGCACUCAGCAGCAGCUGAGUCUGGGGCCAGUGCUCACACUCGGCUCCAGCGCUGCAUAAGGAGAGCCCGGGGUCUGCAGCAGCGAAUCACACUCCAACAGCGCCACUUAGAGGCAGGCAGCAGUACUGAGCAGCCCCAGCCUCAGCACCAGACGCACAGUGAAAAGUCUGUCCCGUUCCAAGUACUUCUGACAGACGGACAGGGAGACGAGCCAAUCAGCAGUCACGAUAAGAUGGACCCGCCUCCUUCUCCACGUCUCGACCAAUCGGCUCUUCCUGAAGAUGUGUCCACUAUUCGGCCUUCACCAGACGUACCACAGGAAGAGGAGAAGCUCGCAGGGUCAUACACGCGCUUCGGAAAACCUCUCAGUAACUGCCGCUCGCUCCCUGCUCUGUGUGUGGACAAUUAUGAGCCGAAGGACCAGGACGAGGAGGAGGAGACUGCCCCUCCCCUCUGGGCCCGGACACCCCCUGCUCCUGUGCCCACGCCCUGCACUAGGACCCCCUCACCGGUCUAUGCUAACGGCAUGCAGCAGCAGAUCAACAAUCAUUCACCACAAACAUAUUCCACUGGAGCCCUGCCCACCACCAAUCCAACGAGGAACUGGUCGUGCCUGGCGGACGACUCUCAUAUAAAUUCACUUCUUAGCUCCUCUGUCCCUUCCUCCUCUGGUACCAUGCCCCCCUGUACCCCCCCUGCCGCUCGACCCCCUCAGACCUUCACAACUCCCUCCUCUCAUGACUACAGAGCAGCAGCUUUGCCAGUGGAGCGCUGGGCAGAGAACGUCAACAGAUAUUACGGCGCCAUGAGUGCAGCAGAGAAGAAGAUCGGAGCAGAGGCUGCAGAGGAGCUGUCAGAGUUGGACUGUCUGUACCAGGCCAGCCUGAGAGCGCCCCCUGUGGACAGGAACCACUAUGGGGCUGCUCCUCAGCAGCCUAGUAACAGGACAGGUGCUAGACGGAUCCCAUCAGGGUCUGGACGGUCCAAAACACCCACUGCAGAGAUUGAAAAAUAUGCCUACAGAACUCCUGUUCCUCCUGUGCACAAGGUGUCAGGUGAGGAUGAAAGCUACAGCGCAGACAACAUGAGAAGACUCGCCCGCAGUCUGAGCGGGUCGGUCAUCGGGUCACGCUCCCAAACACUCCCGUCUCACCCUUCUGACCCUCCAAUGUCCAGGCCCCCUCCCAGGCAGGUCAUGUCCUCCUCCACCCUGCCCCGUCGCCCCAGUGCCUCCUCCACCCCCUUCACCACCAACCCCUCACUGCACCUGCCCCCUCACCCCCCUCACCCCCAUCACCUCCACCACCAUCACCAGCCCAGAGAGCACCAGUACCCUCCACCGCACCCACACACGCAGCCAUCACGGAACCCCGCCUCAGGAGCGUCUCUGCAGCAGAAGUUGUUUUUGGCUGUGUCUGACCGGUACCAGACUGUCCCAGGUGAAAGCCUUCACAGUGUCGCGCUGAACUACGGCACACUGCCCCGGGCCCCGCGGAGACCUCCUCCCUCCCCCACUCUGUCCCUGUGCAGACCCAGGACUGGUUCCAGCCCUGGCUCCAGCCCUGGGCCUGUGUCUAUGGCUCCACAGGGAAUGUACGCCACCCUAGGCCAUGCUCCACGCUCACACACCUCUCACUGCAGACAAGCCUCGUUUAAUGGUACAGUGAACGGAACUGCUCAGCUCCAACAGCCCCACUACUCCCAAAGAGAAGGCGCACCCCAGCCCCGCCGCCUGGACGUGCCACCUGACAACGACUGGCGCCGCGAUGUCCGCCAUGACGCCCGCCAUGCCCCGCCCCCUCGCCUCCAUCAGCCUCUCCACAGGACUGACCUCCCCGUGCACAGGAGCUCUCAGCUGUGCUCUCUGUGCAGACACAUGUGUGCAGAGCCCAUGAGGCCCUACUGCUCGUCCUGUGGGGCCUACAUGAGGAGAUUUGGCCCCAGCAGCUGAUCACGCCCCCCCACCACCUCCUCACCUCCUCCUCCUCCUCUCUCUCUCUCACUCCUCUCUCUCUCUCACUCUCACUCUCACUCUCACUCUCACUCACUCACUCUCUCUCACUCUCUCACACCCCCAUCUCACCCCUGCUGCUUGCAGCACACUUUGGUUUACUUUGUACAAUGUGCCAACAGAGCUUCAGCAUAAACAGAACCGAACAUGAAGACAUGCCUUCUGUGUGAAACCUACCUGAGACUGGACUGAUAUGACAAAAGCACAGUAUAUUUGUACACUCUAAAACUCUUUGGUGGGUUUAUUUAUUGCUUUGGGUUGAGCUGAUGUAACAAAAGUCACAAUGUUGAGAAACCAGGAAUGAUAUUUUUAAAGAAAAUCUCUUUGAAUGUCUUUGAGCACCCGCCAUAUGCCACUAAGAACAGAAUAAUGAUGUAAUCAGUGUACGAUGAAGAGGAGAGUUCAUUGUACAGUUGGUUUGGUCUUCAAUGAGUCUGAAUGUAAUGUAAUAGUGUGCCUUAAAUCUGGUCCCAUAUAGAGCUACAUUGGCCUUAUUCUAAUUCUACAAAUGAUCGAACCUUUAUAUGAGGGAGAUGGGAGAAGAGUGCACAUGGAGCAGUGUCGUUCAUAUUUACACUGUUAGAGGGUUUGGAGGGCCAAUAAUAAUCGACUCGUUUAUUUUUGUAGCUUUGUCAGAUUGGACUGUGCAUAUGUUAAACAUCUAACCUGAGUGUAAUUCUAUAUUAUCUACCUACUCUACUCUUCUGUACAUAGUGUGCGGCCACUUUCUUUUUCAAGAUAAUAACUCAAGUUGAACAGCUAAUAUUUAGCAUGUUAUUUAGCCUUGUAAAUGUGCUGUAAGAAGUAUAUUUCUAUAUGCAGACCCUUUAGAGCAGCCAGGCCACUGCAGCUCCAGUGUAUUCUGUUCUAGUGCACUUUAGAAGUGUUGCAGAUAGUCUUUCUUUUGGCUUGUUGCUAGUUACUAAACUUAGCUUCUCCUCUUGUUUAGGGAGAGUUUUCUGUUACUAUUCCACUUGAGUCUGCAGGAUGGACCCACUGUUCUGAACAACAUGGAACAAACUUUAGUGAAGAACAGAGUUGUGAUAAAAGGACUGUGUGGACCUCUGUCGCCAUCAGAGCACCAGGAAAGUCUGGGUUCUUUUUGUUUUAUGGCAGACUUGAGUUUAUAUUGUUAACGUGUCAGUGAUUCAAAUGUGGAGCAGUUAUUUUUUCACUUGAUCAUGUCAAACUCAUUUUGCUUCAUUAGAGUUUCUUAUUUUUAUUUUUGUGACAUUUUGAUGCUAUUUUUAUAGACCUAACAGAGUUUGGUUAGAUUAUUUUAGUAGAAAUACUCACUCUAGUAGCUACAACUGCUUCUGCCAUGGCCUCAUGUUGCUUCUAAAUUUUAUUGUUUGGAUAUGAACAGCCUAUGUUAAAGUUAAACCAAAGACUAAAGACAAAAGUUCCUGUUUGUUUCCAUGGGCUGUUUAGGAGCAGAGCUUCAUUUGUGUUUCCUGCUGAAUUAUUGGUUUCAUCUUGUAUUCAGUGUUUUCAUGCUGUGCAGACCACAUUAAAGGAAAAGUAUUUUUUCAAUAAAGUUGUAGCAAUGAC